CGGAUGUUUUUAGCGAGGUACACAGGAAACAGCCGUUGAAAUCUCUGGAACAAGACGAUACCCAGGGAAAAAAAUCGGAAAAACAGCGAACGAAUGAUUGUUUUUCCAGCAAGUUGUAGGCUAUAUAAUUUAUUCAGCUAACAAAAAAAUAUUAAUAAUUCUAGCUAAGGACCCCCCCCCCCAAAGACAAAUAAACAAAUAUGCUGAUUAAAGUUAAGACGCUUACUGGCAAGGAGAUAGAGAUCGACAUAGAGCCAACAGAUAAGGUGGAGCGAAUAAAGGAAAGAGUGGAAGAGAAAGAGGGGAUCCCUCCCCAACAACAGAGAUUAAUCUACAGUGGUAAACAGAUGAAUGAUGAAAAAACAGCAGCAGACUAUAAGAUCCAGGGAGGCUCUGUUCUUCACCUGGUGCUCGCCCUGAGAGGAGGAUGCGUGUUUCAUGAACCCGGUGCUUUCACAUCUUGGCACUGAAGACACUCAGCCACUAGCUUUUGAAAGACCUAUUGACAUCAAGAGGGGAGAAAUUCGAAUGUCAGCCUCUACUUUGUUAGCCACAUGUGUAUAAAAUUGGUAAAACGUUCCCAUGCUGGAACUUUGGUUUGGCAACAUCUUAGAUUUCAAGUUAAAAGCUACGCACAAUAACCAAAGGUUUGGCUUCAGAUUGAAUUGCUGCUAAAAAAACAACACAGUUUACGGUUUUUCAGUUUCUCAUGGCUUUGACGCAUUUUGGAUAAAACACUGUAAUUUCUCUUUAAUUCUUUUUCUCAAGCAGUGUUUUUUUUCUAGAAAAGCACUAAUGGAGCUCUGUUGUUUCAGCAAUGGCAGUAGAAUCCACAUUCUGGACCUUGCUGUGGCUUCAGUGUCCUUAUCAAUAUGUCUCCUGUUGUUUCUCAACUUGGCCAUUCAAUAAAAAGAGCAAAAACCUCUUACGUAGCUGCUAGGAAAUAAGACAAACUAGUUAACUCAUUAUUUGUUUUGUUUCUAUUAUCCAGCCAAUGAAACAGUGGAAUUCUGCUCAUCCAACCUGUCUUAAGCUGAAAAUCACAUGCUUGGAGAUUAUUUUUGUUUAUAGCUUUUGAUUGAUUUUGAAAGCUGCAAUCAACAAGCAGUCACUUGUUCUCACCAGAGGUAGAUAUAAUUCCUAAAAAAACACAAUGUUCUUGUUGGAGAUUGAAGGAUGUAAAGUGUUUUGUGGGUGUGCUUUUUUUCCAAAUCAAGAACCUCUUGUUCCUAUUUCCACCUGCGUUGGAAUCAGACUUGACUCUGAAUUACUCGUCUCAGUUUGUUUUCACCUCACUUCACUGCUGUAAAGUUUUCUUAGCUUCUGUUUACAUAAACCUUUGUGUUUUUUUAUGUACUCAAAAAAAGUCCAGUUUUCUUAGUCAUUGCUGUUGAUGAAAAUUCCCUGCAGCUGGCUCACACUGUUUCUGUUGUUUCAGUUGAAUAAAGUUAUUCAUGGAAAAAAA
This is a messenger RNA of Oryzias latipes (Japanese medaka), 1465 nucleotides long. RefSeq names its product NEDD8 ubiquitin like modifier (gene nedd8). Lineage: Eukaryota; Metazoa; Chordata; Actinopteri; Beloniformes; Adrianichthyidae. The record is from RefSeq and is a predicted model, not a curated record. Gene Ontology annotation, molecular function: protein binding.